Molecule: messenger RNA, 489 nt
Organism: Haemonchus placei
Lineage: Eukaryota; Metazoa; Nematoda; Chromadorea; Rhabditida; Trichostrongylidae
Source: the annotation of a GenBank genome assembly
UACCAAGAAGUAAGUAAGUUUUUUCAAAGUUAUGCAACUAUAAUGAAAGCUACAGGGCCAGUCGAGAGGGACCCAUUCGAAGGCCUCGAAGGAGGAUGGUGGAGUAAAGGAGAGGUGAUGAGGAACAAAGAACGCAGAGAAUUGGCGAAUACUGGUAAAACAAUUGCUGGAGGAGAUUGGUCACAACGACCAGAGACACCGAAACAGAGGCCAUCUAGAUGGAUGGUAAGUCUUGAACUUACGAACGAUGAUUUUGACAACGUGCCGGCGGCUGGAUACAGUGGACACAUGCCAGGUCUACGACAGCUUGGAAUCGGGAAAUCGUUCAAUGCAGCAGCUAGGGAGGCGAAGCGGGAUUAUUCUAUUCGAAGACGGGCUAAUAGUGGAGGCAGAGGUAAGGUUACUAGGGGUCAGGGUAGCCAGCGCUACAUAAUUGGCUGCUGCUUACAAUCCACCAAUCACGACCCGAAACAUCGCUUUACAGGCUAG